Messenger RNA from Lates calcarifer (barramundi perch), 2774 nucleotides. It is a transcript of the gene ccna1, whose product is annotated as cyclin A1. NCBI's taxonomy places the organism in Eukaryota, Metazoa, Chordata, Actinopteri, Centropomidae. Gene Ontology annotation, molecular function: cyclin-dependent protein serine/threonine kinase regulator activity. The transcript is spliced from 12 exons. Gene Ontology annotation, biological process: regulation of cyclin-dependent protein serine/threonine kinase activity; mitotic cell cycle phase transition. Gene Ontology annotation, cellular component: cyclin A2-CDK2 complex; nucleus; cytoplasm. Bases 1275 to 2525 code for a protein of 416 amino acids. The record is from RefSeq and is a predicted model, not a curated record.
UAAUUUGGCAUAAAACGGGAUUUGGGCGGUGUGCUAUAUGUUGAGCUAUUUUUUGUAGCAUUUCCACCUAGAAAGAGUUCGGAGUUUGUUUUCAAGCAAAGAUAUUGCUUUAUGUAAGGGGAACAGGUGUUUGUAAUUGUCCUAAAAACAGGGGGAAGUUAGCUAUUGUUGUUUGUCCCACUUAUCAACACCAUCAGCAGCUGCAGCUGUGACAGUGAUGAACAGCUCCUGGAGGCAAUCAAGGUGGUGGGAAAAUGCCUCUUCAACAUGGAGAAAUCUCAGCAGAUCAUGUUGCCUUUUCAUGUCUUUGUUCUCCAGGGGUAACACCAGUGGAUGAAGACGCUGCUGAUGAGACAUGUCCAUCCUCAGUUGAGAGGAUGCUCCUGGAUAGCACAGUAUUUUUUAUAUUUUUUUAUUUAUUUUUUUUUAGAGGUGAUGUUCAAACAAACCCUCAGCCCGUCUGGCCCAAGCCUGUCACCACUAAUACAUCAUGGUAAUGAAAUGGCACCAGCCCAAUGCUAUCUGUCAUAAGCAAUCUGCAUCUGCUUAGGGACUGAACGGAAAUGAGGAAGAGGGAUGAAAAGACAGAGGAAGACAGGAGAGACUGUCCCCCGAGCAGGUGCCAUGUUUGUGUUUUUGUGUGUGUGUGUGUGUCUAUGACUCAGUGCCCCCUCUCAGCACAAUGUGAACAGAUAUCGAUUUUGUUUUGAGAGGAGAAAAUCACAGCAGCAGGACACCUUAUCCCCCAUCUCUACUGGACCAAAUAGUUUAUGAAGAACAUCAGGCUGUUAUCAGUGAAGAGAAAGCCUGCCAUCUGAUGGACAAUGAAGAACUCACAGGCUGUCAGCAGGUCGUAUCCUUCUAUAUUGACGUUUUUCUAAUUUCUCAGGUACGGUCUAUGUAGGGCACACAGCAACUUACAGUUUAUAACUACUCAAGUGUUGUACAAUGACAGUGUGUUUAUUAUUCUUCCUCUUUUUUUCUCUUUUGUUUUUAUCUUUAAACCAAUAAUGGACCAGUGGGGACUCUGGCUCCUAAAAGCAGAUUACAGAGUCGCUCUGCUGCGUCAUGUAUUUUCUCCCACCUAUAGGACACUAACCAGAUCUGUAAGAAGAAACACAGGGAAACACUCUGACAGGACAUAUCCUCACCCAUAUUACAGACCAUGUUCCUGUGUUGUCUGAACCUAUUUUUGGAUCAUUAUCACUCCUCUGUCGUGGGAUGCAGCCAAACAGCUUGAGCCACAGCAACAACAAAGACAACAGCAGUGACAAAUGAACUUCAACACCAAUGCCCAUUGCGGCAGUCACACUAGGAAAGAAAAUAUUCAACCCUCAAGCAAAAUAGAUGCAUCACUGGUCCAGAGGACCAAGCAGCGGACAGUGCUCGGCGUCUUGUCAGAAAACGAGCAACGUGGUCGAUCCCUCAGCCAGGGAAGCCAAUUUUCCAAACACAGUUCGGUCUCAGACAGCUCUCAGCACACUUUUCUUCGCUGUCCCUCCAGUUCCAGCUAUGAUGUAUAUGUUGAAGAGGCUUGUGAAGUUGUUCUUGCAGCUUCUGGUCAAGAAGUAGUUUCAGACAGCUAUUACCUACAUACCCAAACUGCUGCACUGCAAAAUGAAGAUUUGAGACUCCUGCUGGAGCUUAGUUCAAGUUCAUGCCAGGAUGCUUCCAUGCAGUCUGAAUCAGAUGACUCCCUGAUGUUAGAGGGUGUGCUGUGUGUGUCUGAGUAUGCAGACGACAUUCACCGACACCUGAGGGAGAGUGAAGUGAAGUUGAGGCCAAGGCCUGGUUACUUAGAGAAGCAUCCAGAGAUCACCAGUAGCAUGCGGGUCAUCCUGGUCGACUGGCUGGUGGAGGUCGUUCAGGAGUACCAGCUUCAUUCUGAAACACUGUACCUUGCUGUCAACUACUUGGACCGUUUUCUCUCCUGCACAGCGUAUUUGAAACGGGGCAAGCUGCAGCUGGUCGGCACAGCUGCGUUACUGAUUGCUUCAAAAUAUGAGGAGAUCUUCCCUCCUGAGCUGAAUGAAUUUGUGUACAUCACAGACAGCACCUACACUAAGAAGCAGUUGGUUCGAAUGGAGCAUGUUUUCCUAAGAGCACUGGCCUUCAAGAUGGCAGCGCCCACCACAAACCAGUUCCUUCGCCUUUUCAUGUCUGUCCACUCUGUCUGUGCCAACACAGAGAGCUUGGCCCUGUAUGUAGCUGAGUUGAGCCUGCUGGAAAUUGAACCAUUCAUACAGUACACCCCAUCUAUAGUGGCAGCUGCAGCUUACUGCCUAGCUGCCUACACUGUUAACAAAUCUCUCUGGGUACUGUCGUGUUUCCUGGAUCACUCCACCUGUUGUUCUGUCUUUCCUAUGAAUCAUUGCUCCAUUCUUCUGAGCUUCUGCCAGAACAUAUGUAGACUGAGAACAAAACAAACACAGCUGAUUCUACUGUCAGUCUCAUACAUGACACACCCCUCUGGACACUUUAUUAUCUUUAGAUUUUUUUUCUUAUCGUUUAUGCAGAUACAAUAAAUUCUUUUAAUAUUUCAUGACUUAAGAAUUAUAACACUAGCAAAAGGUUUUUGAAGCUGGUAAGUCAUCAGUUCUAAUAUAUGCUUAUAUUUUGUUGAGAGUGAUCCAAAAUUCAUGUUAAAUCAUGAAUUGUAGCAACAUCCAUAGUUUUAAGAGUUGUUCUAAACACUUUUGUUAGUUUAUUUUCCAUAUGUCAUGUGUCAGUAUAAUUCGUCAUGUCUUUCUAAAUAAAGCUUUUUAUUGAAAUUC